Musca domestica (house fly) is the source of this 1446-nucleotide messenger RNA. Its product is annotated as sterol O-acyltransferase 1-like. The record is from RefSeq and is a predicted model, not a curated record. Gene Ontology annotation, biological process: cholesterol metabolic process. Gene Ontology annotation, cellular component: endoplasmic reticulum membrane. The transcript has 5 exons. NCBI's taxonomy places the organism in Eukaryota, Metazoa, Arthropoda, Insecta, Diptera, Muscidae. Bases 1 to 1446 code for a protein of 481 amino acids.
AUGGUGGCAAAUUCUGAACGAAAUGGGAUUUCCUCAGAACAAUCUAUACAAAACGGUACUGUUCCCCCGCGUAAUUAUGAAGCAGAAUUGCAUUUGGUACGCCACAAAUUGGAGGCAUUCCAUUCGAAUCUAUUGCAUGAGGUUCAGCAACGAAUGUCCGAUAUAGUAAAUGAUCUGGAAAAGGACCUGCGGCAGCAUGAAUUACAAAUUCGUGAAUUUCAAAGUCCUAUUACAACCAUAAAUAGUUCAAAUCCCAUUGUAUCAUUUCACGAAAACAACAAAGAUUCCUACGAAGAGCGCUACAGUGAUAGAAGGCGUAAAGAAGCUAAUCAAAAUAGUGAUAUGUCGAAGGAGGGGCAGCAAAAAUCCCACAAACAAUUUCUAAAAAAAAAUCCGGAAAAAGUUUUCCAAUGUCGCGAAUCAUAUUUGACAACGCUCAUGCAAGUUGGUCAUAUCCGCACGAUUUAUAACAUUUUCAUAGUGGGUUUUGUUUUCUACCUGAUGCAAAAUGUACUUUUGGAAUAUUUGACAAGUGGCAGGAUCACCUUGGGAGCUGGUAUAUUUCAAACUGGUUUUGCAAAUAUUCACUAUGCACUUGGCGUGUGGCUGAUUUUGAAUGCUUACACUUGCAGUGUAUAUUAUGCUUUGAAAAUCUGGUCCAAUGUGCGAUCAAAACUUCAUCAACAAGAAAAAUUACGAACCAUAUGGUCUUACUUGUGGCUUAUGGGAUAUAUCCUUGGCGUUGUCAUGUGUUUAUAUCUUCCGGCAAAAUUUUGCUUUAAAUUGGACAUUAAAUAUGCUUCGGCAGCAGCACUCCUAAUGGAAACCCUGAGACUGGUAAUGAAACAACAUGCCUUUGUGCGGACAAUUUGCGGACGUGCUAUGCAGGGUAAAUUGAAGAGCGAUGAUACUGCAGACAAUUCUCCGACAAUGCCACCGUUUAGUAAAUAUUUGUAUUAUCUGUUUGUCCCAACUUUCCUGUAUCGUGAUAAUUAUCCCCGAACCUCCUGCAUUCGUUGGGGGUUUGUGGCCGCCCGUUUUGUGGAAUGUGUGGCACAUGUGUUUUUGUUUGCCUGUCUUAUGGAAAAUCAUCUGAAACCAGGCUUGGAAAAUUUCGGCAAAAUGCAACUGAAUGCGUCAUUGCUAGUUCGCACUGUUUUUCAACUGCAAAUGACCUCUAUGCUAAUGCUGCUAAGUGGUUUUUAUUUUCUGCUGCAUUCCUGGUCAAAUCUCACCGCUGAAUUGUUACGUUUCGGUGAUCGCAUGUUCUACCGGGACUGGUGGACAUCGGGCGAUAUAUUUGAAUAUUUUCGCAAAUGGAAUAUUUUGGUCGGUGAUUGGUUGUAUGAGUAUAUUUUUAAGGAUUGCUAUUUGUAUGUAUUCAAGGGUUCCACAGCGGCCUGUGGCAUGGCGGUGUUUGUCAUAUCCGCCAUAGCUCAUGAGUAA